CACGACGGCCCAUCUUCCGCCGGUUACGUUGUCUGGUUGAACGCGAGCUGCACCCCUCAAAAUGGCGGGGUGUUGAUCAAGGCGGGGCGCCGCGGGGAGCUUUAUAUAACGGCCCAUCUCCGCUCAGAUGAACCGCAGACUUAGCCUUUCUCGCUGUUUCGGCAUAUCAAAGUUCUACUAUUCCGAACUUAUGUUUUGGACUUGAUUUCAAACUGUCUGAUACUUACAGUAUAAAAACUCGCUUUAUGCUAUCGAGCGAGGAGCUCCAGGCAGUUUGAACCGACCCCACAGCCGCAUCAAACGCACGCUUCACUCGUAAUCGCCCAUCAUGUCUCGAAAACACUUCUUCUCCAGCCCCGAGGGAGUUGUAGUCCACAUGCUUAACUCUCUUGUGACGCGUAAUAAACACAUGGGCCUCGACACAACGAACCGCGUAGUCUACAACACUGCACACCCACCGAAUCAAGUAACUAUCAUAUCUGGAGGAGGGUCUGGCCACGAGCCUGCGUGGUCGGGAUUUGUCGGCGAUGGUAUGCUUUCAGCAGCUGUUUGCGGUGAUAUUUUUGCUUCUCCAAGCACUAAGCAGAUUAUGGCGGGGAUAAGGAACGUACCGAGUGAUGAAGGGAUAAUACUGUGCAUAACGAACUACACGGGAGAUAUGCUUCAUUUCGGACUGGCGAGAGAAAAGGGACAGGCGCUUGGAUAUAAGGUGGAUGUUGUGUGUAUGGCGGAGGAUGCAGCAUUAGGGAGGGAGAAGAGUGAAAAGGUGGGGAGGAGAGGAUUAGCUGGAAAUCUGCUAGUCAUCAAACUCAUCGGUGCUGCAUCCCAGAAGGGCUGGCCUUUCGAGAGAUGCAGGAAGAUUGGCGAAUUGGGUAAUUCCGAGCUUGUUACGAUUGGCACGAGUCUCGAUCACUGCCAUGUACCGGGCCGAGAAGCCUUCGAGCAGGUACCGGAAGAUGCCUGCGUCCUGGGGAUGGGUAUCCACAAUGAGCCCGGCCUCCGAACAAUAUCUCCCAUGCCCUCUGCGGAUGACAUCGUCAAGGAAAUGCUGAGAUACCUGCUCGACCCGAAAGACUCCGACCGCGCCUUCGUCGAAUUCAACCCCAACGACAACGUCGUCAUGCUCGUCAACAACUUCGGUGGCCUUUCCGGCCUCGAAUUCGAAGCCCUCGUCAACGUCACGCUUACUAUCCUCAAGAGCGACUAUAACAUCGUACCUUCCCGCGUCUACGCGGGCAUCCUGGAGACCUCGCUGAACGGCCAGGGGUUCUCGAUCACGCUGGGCAAUAUGAGUGGCAUGGCGCGGUCAAUGGAAUUGAAGGAUGAGGAGAUCAUCGAGCUCCUGGACGCCCCGACCAAUGCUCCCGGAUGGCCGAAGAACGGAUAUCGGCCCGUGGAUCACUCACAAGAAAUGGAAAGUCGACGCCGAAAGGCCAACGCCACAGCUGAAGACAACGACUCUUCUCAUCGUGGCCCCGAUACACCUGCAUCCCUUAUUCCCGCGCUACGCAAAGCUUGCAAUGCAGGCCUGGAGGCGGAGCCUAAAAUUACGCAAUUCGACCUCCAAAUGGGCGAUGGGGACUGCGGCGAAGCCGUGGCUGGUGUGUGCAAAGCUAUUCUGGGGAAUUUGGAUUCUGUGGGGCCGAACCCGCCUCCGCUGCUCGCCCUCCUGGAAAGCAUAGGCGAGAACGUCGAGGACGUAGGAGGAUCCCUCGGCGCGAUUCUAUCCAUUCUCGUCACAGCCUUCACGAACGCCCUCCACGACCUCACUAUUAAAUCCUCCAAGCCUCUGGACAUCUCUACCGUCUCUGAGGCCGCGGCCCACGCACUCGAGAAUCUGAAGAGCUAUACUUCGGCACGAGAGGGAGACCGCACCGUGAUGGAUGUCCUCAUCCCCUUCAUAGGUACUUUGAAGGAAAACAAGGAUCUGGCGAAGAGCGUGCAGGUGGCGCAGGAGAAGGCGGAUAAGACGAGCGAGAUGAAGCCGAAGUUUGGGAGGGCGACAUAUGUGGGCGAUGAGAUGGGCGAGGAGAGAAGUAGGAUUCCGGAUCCGGGGGCGUAUGCGGCGGGCGUGUGGUUGAAUGGACUGCUUGAGGGGUUUAAGGGGUAGUUGAUCUGUGUUACUAUCGCGUUCUUUUGGUUGGAUAUGUUUGAUGUAAGUAACACUGUUCAGUUGCGCGUUUCGAAGGGUCUAUUCUUCUUCAUUGUAGUCAUCAGCUCUGGGUUGACACGUCUCUCUCCGUAUUUUUGGUAUAAGGCUUUCCACCGCUCCUAUACUCGUACUCCCCAUCUAAAGCUUUUUCCAACCAGGAUGUCGGCUUUUCUCCAUUCCAUUUCGGUCAGGCGGCGACCGCACGCAGUACUUUUGGGUUCCAAGCCUUCAACUAAAUCACGUGACAUCUAUACGUCCCGUCUAUAUAAACCCCUAUCCUCUC
Messenger RNA from Trematosphaeria pertusa, 2435 nucleotides. Its product is annotated as dihydroxyacetone kinase. NCBI's taxonomy places the organism in Eukaryota, Fungi, Ascomycota, Dothideomycetes, Pleosporales, Trematosphaeriaceae. Gene Ontology annotation, cellular component: cytosol. Bases 329 to 2110 code for a protein of 593 amino acids. Gene Ontology annotation, biological process: glycerol catabolic process. Gene Ontology annotation, molecular function: ATP binding; glycerone kinase activity. The transcript is spliced from 4 exons. The record is from RefSeq and is a predicted model, not a curated record.